GACGGAGGGAGGGAGCGAGCGAGGCAGACCAGACAGACAGACAGGCGGGCGGGCGGGCAGAGCGAGCCACCCGCCAGGCUGCGCUCAGCCCCGCUCGCAGCGGAGAGAGCAGAAGGCAGGAGGAGGGAGGGGAGGAGGGGGAGGGAGAGAGAGGGAAUCCAGCUACCACCACCCAAAGCCAGCGUCUGCUUUCUGUCCUCAUUUCCUUUUCCCACCCAGCUCUGAGAGCAGAGAAAGGCAGAGAGAGCGAGAGAUAGAGACAGUCAGAGAGACAGACAGACAGCCAGAGCGAGCGGGAGGGAGGAGGGCGGAGGAGGAGCAGGAGCAGGACUACGCGGGGCGCGUUCCCUCCCAGCAGCCGGGUGCCCGCGUCGCUGCCGCCGCCGGAAGACUGACGACCCCCAAAGCCCCUUGCCUGGCUCGGACCCACGGAGCCGGCAGCCCAGCACUCCGAUGGGAGCUUGCCUGCCUGACUACCCAUCGGCCUGGACCCCAAAACCCGCCCAGCUAAGUGUGUGCAGAGGGUCCCGGGUUUGGGGCGACUCUCAGGCUGCCAAGGAGACCACCCUGGAAUCACUGGCGAAGACGGGCCUUUCCUGCUGAGCUGGGCCUGUCUACACAGUCUGCUCGGGCGCUGUCCACGCCCCGAGGCCUGGGCUCAGGCCGAAGUUGCUCCACAGCACCCCCAGCUGACAGCCAACGACUGGCAGAGCCCCCAGGCACGGGGGCCCUCUCUCUCUCAGAGAUCUCCAGUGUGACAACCCAGGCGGCAGAGCCGAGGGUCCUGGUCCCGGCUUCUCGCACCCUCAUGUCAGCCCCGGCCCCGCCCGGCGGCCCGCGGAGGACAAGGUCAGGAUGCGUGUGAAGCCCCAGGGCCUGGUGGUGACUUCCAGUGCCGUGUGCAGCUCUCCUGACUACCUCCGGGAGCCCAAGUAUUACCCCGGCGGCCCCCCCACCCCCCGGCCCUUGCUUCCCACGCGGCCCCCCGCCAGCCCACCUGACAAGGCCUUCGCCCACACCUUCUCUGAGAACCCGCGCCCACCCCCACGCCGGGACCCCAGCACCCGGCGCCCACCAGUCCUUGCCAAGGGGGACGACCCGCUGCCCCCUCGGGCCGCCCGUCCUGUCUCACAGGCCCACUGCCCCACACCCGCCGGAGACGGCAACAGCUCCCGACGUCGCUGGGACAACGGGCGGGUGAACCUGCGUCCAGUGGUGCAGCUGAUUGACAUCAUGAAAGACCUGACUCGGCUCUCCCAGGACCUGCAGCACAGCGGCGUGCACCUGGACUGUGGUGGGCUCCGGCUGAGCCGCCCGCCUGCCCCGCCCCCCGGUGACCUUCAGUAUAGCUUCUUCUCUUCCCCCAGCCUGGCCAACAGCAUCCGCAGCCCUGAGGAGCGGGCCACCCCCCACGCCAAGUCUGAGCGGCCCAGCCACCCCCUCUACGAGCCUGAGCCUGAGCCUAGGGACAGCCCCCAGCCUGGCCAAGGCCAUAGUCCUGGAGCCACGGCCGCAGCCACCGGUCUGCCCCCAGAGCCUGAGCCAGACGGCCCUGAUUACUCAGAACUCGCUGACGCCGAUAUCCUUAGUGAGCUGGCCUCUCUUACUUGCCCCGAGGCCCAGCUGCUGGAGGCCCAGGCCCUUGAGCCACCAUCGCCCGAGCCAGAGCCUCAGCUCCUGGAUCCCCAGCCCCGCUUCCUGGACCCACAGGCACUAGAGCCACUCGGGGAAGCUUUGGAGCUGCCGCCCCUGCAACCUCUUGCUGAUCCUCUGGGGCUGCCAGGCCUGGCUCUGCAGGCCCUGGAUACCCUGCCUGACUCCCUGGAGUCCCAGCUCCUUGACCCUCAGGCACUUGACCCCCUGCCCAAGUUGCUUGAUGUCCCUGGACGCCGUCUGGAGCCCCAGCAGCCCCUAGGGCCCUGCCCACUGGCAGAGCCCUUGCGCCUGGACUUGUGCUCACCCCAUGGCCCCCAUGGGCCUGAGGGUCACCCCAAGUACGCCUUGCGGCGCACUGAUAGGCCAAAGAUCCUGUGUCGCCGGCGGAAAGCCGGACGGGGGCGCAAGGCAGACGCUGGACCUGAGGGCCGCCUGCUGCCCCUGCCUAUGCCCACAGGGCUGGCUGCCACCCUAGCUGAGCCCCCGCCACCACCGCCGCCACCACCUCCUGCUCUGCCAGGUCCAGGCCCAGUCCCAGAGCUGGAGCCAGAAUCUUCCCAGACCCCAGUGGUCCCUACCCGCAAAAGCAAGUGCCGGGGUGUGCGGCGCAUGGUGGUGAAAAUGGCCAAGAUCCCCGUAUCACUGGGACGGCGGAACAAGACUACAUACAAGGUAUCGUCCUUGAGCAGCAGCCUGAGUGUGGAGGGCAAGGAGCUGGGCCUGCGCGUGUCAGCAGAGCCCACCCCGCUGCUGAAGAUGAAGAACAAUGGACGGAACGUGGUGGUGGUCUUCCCACCUGGCGAGAUGCCCAUUAUUCUCAAGCGUAAGCGUGGCCGUCCUCCUAAGAACCUGCUGCUGGGUCCUGGCAAGCCCAAGGAACCAGCUGUGGUGGCAGCCGAGGCAGCCACGGUGGCAGCAGCCACCAUGGCGAUGCCGGAGGUGAAGAAACGACGGCGGCGGAAGCAGAAGCUGGCAUCUCCCCAGCCGUCCUAUGCUGCAGACGCCAACGACAGCAAGGCCGAGUACUCAGACGUCCUUGCCAAGCUGGCCUUUCUGAACCGCCAGAGCCAGUGCGCCGGGCGGUGCUCACCGCCCCGCUGCUGGACACCCAGUGAGCCCGAGUCAGUGCAUCAGGCACCUGACACCCAGAGCAUCUCCCACUUCCUGCAUCGAGUGCAGGGCUUCCGGCGGCGUGGUGGCAAAGCAGGCGGUUUUGGUGGCCGGGGUGGGGGCCAUGCGGCCAAGGCAGCCCGAGUCUCCUUCAGUGACUUCUUUGAGGGCAUCGGCAAGAAAAAGAAGGUGGUGACAGUGGCAUCUGCUGGGGUGGGGGGCCCUGGCCUCACUGAGUUGGGGCACCCCCGCAAACGGGGCCGGGGAGAGGUGGAUGCCGUGACUGGGAAGCCCAAGCGCAAAAGGCGGUCCCGGAAGAACGGGACUCUGUUCCCAGAGCAGGUGCCCGGUGGCCCAGGCUUUGGGGAGGCUGGCGCUGAGUGGGCCGGGGACAAGGGUGGUGGCUGGGCCCCUCACCAUGGGCACCCAGGUGGGCAAGCUGGCCGAAACUGUGGAUUCCAGGGGACCGAGGCCCGAGCCUUUGCCUCCACUGGGCUAGAGAGUGGGGCUUCAGGCCGUGGCAGCUACUACAGCACAGGCACACCUGCAGGCCAGACUGAGCUCAGCCAGGAGCGCCAAAACCUCUUCACCGGAUAUUUUCGCUCCCUACUCGAUUCAGAUGACUCCUCUGACCUCUUGGACUUUGCCCUCUCAGCCUCACGCCCUGAGUCCCGGAAGGCAUCGGGCAACUAUGCAGGGCCCCCAACCAGUGCCCUGCCUGCCCAGCGGGGCCUGACCACCUUCCCCAGCCGAGGAGCCAAGGCCAGCCCAGUGGCAGUGGGUAGCAGUGGGGCUGGGGCAGACCCCUCCUUCCAAUCUGUCCUGCCUGCUCGCCAGAACUUCCCGCCAGGCCGGGCAGCAAGCUACGGGAUAACCCCAGCCACUUCAGACUGCCGGGCAGCCGAGACCUUCCCAAAGCUGGCUCCCCCGUCUUCUGCUGUGGCCCGCUCACCUACCACUCACCCGCCCACCAAUACCUACCCCCCACAGUACGGUGGCUAUGGGGCUGGACAGAGUGUAUUUGCCCCAGCAAAACCCUUUACGGGUCAGGACUGUGCUAAUAGCAAGGACUGCAGCUUUGCCUAUGGCAGCGGCAACAGCCUGCCUGCCUCGCCUAGCAGUGCCCACAGCGCUGGCUACGCCCCACCUCCUUCUGGUGGCCCCUGCCUGCCACCAAGCAAGGCCUCCUUCUUCAACAGUUCUGAGGGAGCUGCCUUCUCUGGUUCAGCCCCCACACCCCUGCGCUGUGACAGCCGGGCCAGCACUGUCUCGCCCGGUGGCUACAUGGUGCCCAAGGGCACCACAGCCUCUGCCACCUCCGCUGCCUCUGCCGCCUCUUCCUCUUCCUCCUCCUUUCAGCCCUCGCCUGAGAACUGUCGGCAGUUUGUGGGGGCUUCUCAGUGGCCUUUCCGGCAGGGCUAUGGAGGCCUAGACUGGGCCUCAGAGGCCUUCAGUCAGCUCUACAAUCCCGGUUUCGACUGCCACGUCAGUGAGCCCAACGUGAUCCUGGACAUCUCCAACUACACGCCACAGAAGGUGAAGCAGCAGACAGCUGUGUCUGAGACCUUCUCAGAGUCAUCUUCUGACAGUACCCAGUUCAAUCAACCAGUCGGCGGUGGUUUUAGGCGUGCCAACAGUGAGGCCUCGAGCAGUGAGGGCCAGUCGAGCCUGUCCAGCCUGGAAAAACUUAUGAUGGACUGGAAUGAGGCAUCAUCUGCCCCCGGCUACAACUGGAACCAGAGUGUCCUCUUUCAGAGCAGCUCCAAGCCGGGUCGUGGACGGCGGAAGAAGGUUGAUUUGUUUGAGGCCUCACAUCUGGGCUUCCCGUCAUCCGCCUCGGCCACUGCCUCAGGCUACCCAUCCAAACGGAGCACUGGGCCCCGGCAGCCACGGGGUGGACGGGGCGGCGGGGCCUGCUCAGCCAAGAAAGAGCGGGGUGGCGCAGCAGCCAAAGCCAAGUUCAUCCCCAAGCCACAGCCGGUCAACCCGCUGUUCCAGGACAGCCCUGACCUCGGCCUAGACUACUACAGUGGAGACAGCAGCAUGUCACCACUACCCUCACAGUCAAGGGCCUUCGGCGUGGGCGAGCGAGACCCCUGUGACUUCAUGGGACCUUAUUCUAUGAACCCAUCCACGCCAUCUGACGGUACCUUCGGCCAAGGUUUCCACUGCGAUUCACCCAGCCUGGGUGCCCCUGAACUGGAUGGCAAGCAUUUCCCUCCACUGGCACACCCGCCCACGGUGUUUGAUGCUGGCCUGCAGAAGGCAUACUCACCCACAUGCUCACCCACACUGGGCUUCAAGGAAGAGCUGCGGCCGCCACCCACAAAACUGGCUGCCUGUGAGCCCCUUAAGCACGGGCUCCAGGGGGCCAGCCUGGGCCAUGCGGCUGCAGCCCAGGCCCACCUGAGCUGCCGGGACCUGCCGCUGGGCCAGCCCCACUAUGACUCCCCCAGCUGCAAGGGCACGGCAUAUUGGUACCCGCCAGGCUCAGCUGCACGCAGCCCACCUUAUGAAGGCAAGGUGGGUACAGGGCUGCUGGCUGACUUCCUGGGCAGGACGGAGGCCGUGUGCCUCAGUGCCCCACACCUGGCUAGCCCGCCAGCCACGCCCAAGGCCGACAAGGAGCCCCUGGAGAUGGCCCGGCCUCCCGGCCCACCCCGUGGCCCCGCUGCAGCUGCUGCUGGCUAUGGCUGCCCGCUCCUUAGUGACUUGACCCUGUCUCCGGUGCCGAGGGACUCGCUGCUGCCCCUGCAAGAUACCGCCUACAGGUAUCCAGGCUUUAUGCCACAGGCGCAUCCCGGCCUGGGUGGGGGCCCCAAGAGCGGCUUUCUGGGGCCCAUGGCGGAACCUCACCCUGAGGACACAUUCACCGUCACCUCCCUGUAGUGCCAACUGAAGUGCCGACUGGACCUCGAGGUUUUAUUCCUGGGAUGUGAGCACUUUUGAUGCUGGGCACUGGAGAAGCAGUCCUUCAGCUCACCCUCACAUCUUGAGCCCUUCCAUGCUCAACUCAGUGCCAGGCACGGGGAGACAAAGCAGCCAGCAACCACCCUGGGAAACUAAAACAAGUACACAAAGAACCUGAAAACACCUGGAGGGAAGUGGCAGGUGCCCGGAGGCAAGGAGAAACAAAGCUGGUGCACCAGGAAGAUGGGUGUUGGGGUCAGAAGUCAUUUCUCUGCUCCUUUGGUGAGCAAAGGGACUCAUUUUGUGCUGGGCCUUUGUGUCACACCACUUGACUGAGCCUUCAGCCUGAGAGGUGGGUCCCCCACCCCCAAUCUGUGAGUUGAGGAAACAGGUGCAGCUGUGAACCUUGCCCAGGGGACUCCACAGUUAGUAAAUGGUGGAGCCAGCAUUUGAACCCAGUACUGCUCCCCACCCCCAACCUGGGUGCUCUGCCACACUGCUCCCUCUCCACCCCACAGCUCUGAUUCCUCACCUGGAAAAUGAGAGAUUGGUUGCAUGUUCCCUACAACUGUUUCUGGGUCUGACAUUUUAAAUGGAUUUUGAGGUUCUGUGGAAGAAGCUGCAUUUGAACUUGACCUUGGAGAAUAGAUAAGAUUUGGACAUGUGGAGAAUGGGGGGAGGGCAUUCCAGGCAGAGGGAACUAUGGACAAGGGCAGGUCACAUCCCAAUGGGGAUUAGAAGAGGAAAGCUCAGAGGAGCCAGAGUGGGAAAUGUGGGACCAGACUGGUCUGGGAGCUGAGCUAAUGGGACAGAGAAGGAAAGGGGUGGGGGGGCACCUGGGCCCAGGCAGACAUUUUCUCUAGUCCCUUAAAUGGAAAGCAAGAGCCAGACAGACUGGCUCCGCAUUGGGCCCUCAUGGCUAGAGAUGGUGCUUCCAGACCCUGGGAACGGGGUGGGAGGGUAGGAAGGGCCCUCCAAGGUGUUCAGGAAUCUCAAGUCCUCCCUCUCCUCCCUGUUCUCUCUCAGGCCUGGACCUGAGGCCAAGAGAAAUGUCACAGGUCCUCCAAGGUUACACCAGCUGGGGCCUGACUAGAGCAGAAAGCAAGUUUCCAAGGCCACCAUCCAGCCAGGGUCAGCAGGCAUGCCCGGACCUGGGCCAGGCCCCAGCUGCUCUGGGCUUUGUCUCUUUGCGUCUUGAAGCCUCAAGAGGUCACUUGAUCUUGCCUCUGGCUCUGAGCAAGAGGCCCUCACGUCAGGGGUCAGCCAGUCCCGCCCUGCUUCUUCUGAGCUCCUCUUCCCCGCUCCCUGAGGCUGUCUUCCACCUCCAGUCCUGUCUCUUGCCUCUUCCCGUAGCCAUUUUCAGACCAGGCCUUCUUGCUCUGAGGCCUCAUUUCCUGGAAAUCUAAUCUCCCCGUGAACAUGCCCUCUCACGCUCCUUCUCUGCCAUCUCCCCAUAUCCCUGUGGACCUGGAAGGAGAACUCCAGGGAGCAAGGCCCUGAAACUGGGCUUGGAGAGGGUGAGCUAAGAGCGUGCCUGGAGGCACAGACAGGCCUCUGUGCAGAGCCUGAUUCCAUCCCAUACCAGCCCUGUGACCUGGUGAGUCACGGCACCUUGCUGCAUCUCUUAGGAGAAUUAAAUGACAUUACCCGUGAAGCACUUAGCCCAGUCCCUGGCAUGUAGUAAGCACGUAAUCAGUGGCUAGUAAAUGGGGGGCAGAUAAAAACCUGUGUGAGUCACACACCCCUAGCUCUUUCCUGCUUGCUCAGGACUCCGUCCGUAGCCAGCCCUCCUUCACGCUCUCCCUGCUUCUCUCCUAGGAAAGAAGUGUAUCGAGUGUAGGUUUGGGGCUUUUGGUAGGAGGUGAAAUGCCACCGAGGUCUUUGCCUUAGCAACUAGGCUGAGUCCUCCCUAAGGGGCCCGAGACCAGGUAAGUCACAGGCCCCACCCCAAGGGACCCAAAGCCUAAGGAGCAUGAGGACCAAGAUCAGCUAGAAUCCCCUGUCCACAUAGUUAGGCACACUAGUCCUCUCUCAUGGUGCCGAUAAUCUGAAAAAGAUUUCCUACGACUUUGGAAUACGUCAUAAUUUUUCCCCUGGCAGAUUUGCCACCUUUGUCAUAAUAACUUUUGCUGCCAUGGGGCCCUCUGUGCUGGAGGGCAGGGGCAAGUGGGUUAAUUCUGUGUUCGCUGCACAUGAACCAGCCACCUUUUCUGGGCCAGGCGUCGCAGCUGGUGCUGAGGGUACCACUGAACAAAACAAGCAGUGUCCUGCCCUCAUGGAGUUUGCAGCCUAUGAACAGGUGUUCACUAAAAGCCUCCGUGUGGGCAUCACUCUCCAGAGGAGGGUCUGAAACACUCCCACCAGAAAUACCAGAGCCCGCCCUUGGAAACCAUGAGCAGGGCAGGCAGCAAGAGCUUCCUGGAGGCAAAACAAAUGGGUCUUGAACAAAUGUGAGGCUUCAGAAGCUGUAGCCCCAGCUCAUCACCUGGAUCAGAACCCAGCACCAUCCAGGCCUCUUCUUCAACAUCUGUCCACCCUCUGCCCAGGUGCAUUCCCCGCCUUGUGUCCACCAGAGUGCUUUUCUUCAGUGCGUGGUAUCCGGAGCCCCCCAAAUAUUUACUGGAUUAAUUAAGACACGUCUGUUCCUUUGACUCCAUUGCUUAACACCUUUUGAUUGCAUCCUCCCCUCUCCAGCCUCCGUCCCUGCGAAAUAAAGGCCCAACUUCCUAGCUUGGUAUUCUGGGUAUUCAAGUCUUCUUUCAGGCCCUGGCCUCCUUCUAACACACCCUCCCUUCCCAGCCCUGGACUGUGGAAUCAGGAGGGAGUUUGUGGGGGGAGGGGACUUUCCUCAGUAUAACCUGUGCCUUUGCUCUAGCUGCUCCCUGGCCUGGGCUGCCCUUUCCUACACACCAUCUAUCUCCCACCUGUCAGUUCCUAUCUUUCAUUCGGGCAUCACCUCCUCC
Messenger RNA from Hipposideros armiger (great roundleaf bat), 8639 nucleotides. It is a transcript of the gene AHDC1, whose product is annotated as AT-hook DNA binding motif containing 1. The transcript has 7 exons. NCBI's taxonomy places the organism in Eukaryota, Metazoa, Chordata, Mammalia, Chiroptera, Hipposideridae. The coding region runs from base 856 to 5655 and encodes 1599 amino acids. The record is from RefSeq and is a predicted model, not a curated record.